UCUCCCAUCUCUCUCUCUAAAUUCUUAUCUAUUUUAGGAAUUUCCGCACCGCCUCCUCAAGCUUCGUCUCUUUAUCUUUAAUUCAAGUACGUACACAUUUUCCUCCCUAUCUUUUAUGAUUUUUGUUCCGUAGCCCACAUAUUUCUAUGGUAAAUAGAGCCCAGAAAGUUCUUGGAGCGCUAUGAAUAGUAUUCAAACAGAGGUUGUUCAAGAGAGAUCAGUGUAACGCUUUAAGGAUUUAGAAGUUCGGUUCUUGAAAUUACUCCUGAUGGCUGGCAGUAAUGAAGUAAAAAUUAGUGAAUCGAAGAGUGUGGUUCCACUGAAUACAUGGAUUCUAAUAUCCAAUUUCAAGCUUGCUUACAACAUGCUUCGCCGUCCAGAUGGCACAUUUAACCGUGAUUUAGCUGAGUUUCUUGAUCGAAAAGUCACAGCAAAUGCGAAUCCUAUCGACGGGGUUUACUCUUUUGAUAUUGUAGAUCCCACCAAGAACCUUUUCAACCGGGUUUACUUGUCUUCCCUUGAGAAUGGGGCUCAACGGGGGAUUGUAGAAGUUGAAAAGCCAUUGAACACAUGUGAAAUUGUUCCUGUAAUACUGUUCUUCCAUGGGGGGAGCUUUACUCAUUCGUCAGCCAAUAGUGCUAUUUAUGAUACAGUUUGUCGUCGACUUGUCAACAUAUGCAAGGCUGCUGUUGUAUCUGUGAAUUAUCGCCGAUCACCUGAACAUCGAUACCCAUGUGCCUACGAUGAUGGAUGGGCAGCUCUUAAGUGGGUCCACUCGAAAUCGUGGCUAAGGAGUGGGAAGGAGUCGAAAGUUCACGUAUAUUUGGCAGGUGAUAGCUCAGGUGGGAAUAUAGCGCACCAUGUUGCUGCACGGGCUGCUGAAGAGGGUGUCGAAGUAUUGGGUAAUAUUCUCCUUCAUCCAAUGUUUGGUGGGCAAGAGAGGAAGGAGUCAGAGAAAAGAUUGGACAGGAAAUACUUUGUAACGAUUCAAGAUAGGGAUUGGUACUGGAGAGCCUUCUUACCAGAAGGAGAAGAUAGAGACCAUCCUGCCUGUAACAUAUUCGGCCCGAGGAGUAAAAGCAUUGAGGGACUUAAUUUUCCAAAAAGCCUAGUUGUUGUAGCUGGGUUUGAUCUUGUUAAAGAUUGGCAAUUGGAUUACGUUGAAGGGCUCAAGAAAUCUGGACACGAAGUAAAGCUCCUAUAUCUUGAAAAGGCAACAAUCGGAUUCUACUUCUUGCCAAAUAACGAGCAUUUCCAUUGCCUCGUGGACGAGAUCAAAAGCUUCAUCCAUCCUAACAGUUAAUACAUAUUUACAUCAACUUCAAUUACAUGCAGCUAUGUAUACAUUACAGAAUCUCAAUAUUUUACUCGGGGGGUUAAUUUUUUCCCAACUUUUAGCAGGUGUGUAAUCUUAUAUGCUGUAUAGAGUUAUUUUUGUUUUUAACUCGUCUUUUCUGAGAUAUUGCUUCUUACACGAAUCAUCUCCAUCCCAAGAUCAUUGAGGUCAAGCAACACUUUCCAUAUUGGAAAAUUACUUAUUUUGGUACUGCAGAAUAGUAACUUAUCCUUGUGCAUUUGGCAGAAA
Molecule: messenger RNA, 1585 nt
Organism: Olea europaea var. sylvestris
Lineage: Eukaryota; Viridiplantae; Streptophyta; Magnoliopsida; Lamiales; Oleaceae
Product: gibberellin receptor GID1B-like
Exons: 2
Coding region: 269-1303 (344 amino acids)
Biological process (GO): floral organ morphogenesis; raffinose family oligosaccharide biosynthetic process; positive regulation of gibberellic acid mediated signaling pathway
Cellular component (GO): cytoplasm; nucleus
Molecular function (GO): gibberellin binding; hydrolase activity
Source: RefSeq, a predicted model, not a curated record